AUGACGACUCCAAUAGUAUUGAAAAACUUUAUUGGAGGGAAGACGCAUACUAUUCAGAACAAAGAAUACAUAGACAGUGUCAACCCGGCUACUGGCAAAGCAUGUACAAAUCUCAAAUAUGCUAUCGAUCCCUCGGUCCAUGCGAAAAUCCCCCGCUCUUCACAAGAGGAUGUAAAUCAGGCCGUCUCUGCCGCCCUUGCCGCCUUUCCCGCAUGGUCUAAAACGUCACGAGCCGAGCGCUCGAAAUAUCUUUAUACUAUAGCAAAUAUCCUCGAAUCACGCAUGGAAGAAUUUGCGGCUGCUGAAUCGAGAGACCAAGGAAAGACCAUAACAUUUGCACGGAUGGUGGACAUACCACGAGCAGUGUAUAAUUUUCGAUUCUUUGCAGAGAACAUUUGCCAGACUGAAGAGAAGGCAACGAUGUUGGAUGGAUUGGCCUUGAAUUACGUACAGAGAUGGCCAGCGGGAGUUGCUGGAUUGAUUUCACCGUGGAAUCUGCCUUUGUAUCUUCUUACGUGGAAGAUCGCGCCUUGUAUUGCUGCCGGAUGUACUUGUGUUUGCAAACCAAGCGAAUUCACUAGUGUUACUGCAUACAUGUUAUGUGACGUCAUAAAAGAAGCCAAAUUGCCUGACGGGGUCGUCAAUAUGGUGUUUGGAAGUGGUCCCGAGGUCGGAGAAGCCUUGGUAAAUCACCCGAAAGUGCCUUUGAUAUCUUUCACGGGAGGAACCGCGACAGGUCAAAAGAUCAUAGCCAAUAGUGCCAAAAACUUCAAGAAAUUAUCCUUGGAACUUGGUGGCAAGAAUGCGAAUGUUGUAUUUGAUGAUUGCAAUUUCGACAAAGCUAUCGAAGGCAGUAUUCGGGCAGCUUUUAGUAAUCAAGGAGAGUUUCUUGACGCGUUUGUUGAGAAAGCAAAAGCCCUAAUUGUCGGUGACCCAGCUGAUAGUAAAACGCAAGUUGGGGCAUUGAAUUCCGAGCAACAUAUGCAAAAGGUUUUGGGUUAUAUCGAACUAGCAAAGGAAGAAGGAGGAAACAUCGUUUGUGGGGGAAAUAAAAAAGUGUUGGAGGGAGAGUUAAAGGAUGGAUAUUUCGUGGAACCGACCGUCAUUACUGGGUUGCCUCCAUCGUGUCGAGUAGCACAAGAAGAAAUAUUUGGACCCGUAGUAACCAUACACCAAUUUACAACAACGGAUGAAGCCAUAUCAUUUGCCAAUGAUUCACAAUACGGUUUAAGCUGUUCAAUCUGGACAGAAAAUAUCCGUCGAGCGCGUCACGUUGCAGAGUCUAUUCAAGUAGGAACCGUAUGGGUGAACUGCUGGAUGCUUCGUGAUCUGAGAAUGCCAUUUGGGGGAUCGAAAAGGAGUGGGCUUGGUCGCGAAGGCGCAGACUACAGUCUGGACUUUUAUACUGAAUCCAAGACCAUUUGUUUGGCUAAUUAA
Paraglomus brasilianum is the source of this 1437-nucleotide messenger RNA. The record is from the annotation of a GenBank genome assembly. NCBI's taxonomy places the organism in Eukaryota, Fungi, Glomeromycota, Glomeromycetes, Paraglomerales, Paraglomeraceae.